Castor canadensis (American beaver) is the source of this 3326-nucleotide messenger RNA. It is a transcript of the gene Pttg1ip, whose product is annotated as PTTG1 interacting protein. The record is from RefSeq and is a predicted model, not a curated record. Lineage: Eukaryota; Metazoa; Chordata; Mammalia; Rodentia; Castoridae. Gene Ontology annotation, biological process: protein import into nucleus. Gene Ontology annotation, cellular component: cytoplasm; nucleus.
UUGGCGUUGGAGUCGGGGCGAGCCGGAGGCACUGACCAUCGAGCAGCCAUGGCGCCGGGUGGGACCCGCGGGCCGACGCCGUGCUGGGCUCUGCUCCUCGGCGGCGCCGCGUUGCUCCUGCUGUUCAUUAUGGACACCGCUGCCCAGGAGCCUUCCGGAGUGGGUUGUUCUGAGAACACAAAUAGAUCCUGUGAAGAGUGCCUGAAGAACGUCUCCUGUCUGUGGUGCAACACUAACAAUGCAUGUUUGGACUACCCAGUCAGAAAAAUCUUGCCACCAGGGUCUCUUUGUAAGUUGAGUUCUGCACGCUGGGGCGUUUGCUGGGUGAACUUUGAGGCCCUGAUUAUUGCCAUGUCGGUGCUGGGGGGCGCCGUCCUCCUGGGUAUUGCAGUCUGCUGCUGCUGCUGCUGCUGCAGGACCAAGAGGGGCCGGAAACCAGACAAGAGCGACGAGCGGGCCAUGAGAGAGCAAGAGGAGAGGAGGAUCCGACAGGAGGAGAGGAGAGCAGAGAUGAAAUCAAGACAUGAUGAAAUCAGAAAAAAAUAUGGUUUGUUUAAAGAACAAAACCCAUAUGCGAAGUUUUGAAGCAGCCAGCACACACUUCCUUCAGAUCCAGCAAAAGCUUCCUGGGACACAGGCUCCUCCCAGGGAGUCACGCCACUACAGCUGGUCCUGACCUGAGUGGGUGUGCCGGCCAGCCUCGGCACAGGCAGUGGGAGCUGCCCCGAAAGGACAAUCCUGCUCUGUCCUGCAAGCUGUGACCUUGUGUUCCCUUAUCUCUGUUUCUGUAUCUAAUCACUUGAAACAUUAAUCUUGUUGGUUUUUUAUUAUUAUUUUUUCAGGAAGUGUACUUGUUCCCCCAUUCUUCUCAGUUUGCAAGCUGAUUACAACCCUGUGACCUGAUGUGCACACGGCUGUGGUUCUUCCUCACAGCAGCAGAAAUCCUGGCUUUCUGCACACCAGCUUCACGCUGUAGCAAGCGAAGGUCUUUGGCCUUGGGAAAACUGACCAGGCCUGUGUCUGUGUGCACAUUUCUUUGAGGCUUCAUAUGUAUAAAUUGUGAUGGCCUUUGUGAAAGUACAAUGUCCUGCCCCACAAUCUGACAAGGCCUUACUUCCCAGCCUGAGUGUACUGAAUAGCACUGAAGAAUAAUUGAAGUUACCUUACAACUUCUUAACAAAUAGUUCUUAGAUUCCCCUAAAAAAGAUUUCACCAAAAAAACUUCCACAUACAAGUUCAGGCCCUUGCUAGGUGAUAAUUUUUAUUUUAUCUAUAUCUUUAAUAGACAACACAACUGUUUCCCCAUGGAACCUGACUGUAAACAAGGUUUAAGCAUCUCUCUGAGAGCUGAGCCUGUCACUCAGGUGCCUGCCUUACUUCUCUCAGGCUGCAUAGGUCUCAGACCCCUCCCUGCCCCAGGCUGUCGAGAUGGUCAGUCAUGUAGUGAGGUGGUGGGGGGGUGGGGGGGACAGGAAUGCCCAGGGAGGAUGAAGGGUCCAUCCACAUGGCCUUCCAUGAGGCCAAGUAUCCUGGAAGCAGGCAUGUGGGCCCAGACAGACAGAUCUGUGCAUCCUGCCUGCCUCAGCAGACCACCCCACUCCAGCUGUGCUCUGCUUUGGCUGGGUCUUCCUCACCCAACUCUGGAGCUCACCAGUGGGACCCCAGAUAUCCUGAUGCCGCCCACGCCGUGCAUUUGCUUAAAAUCAAGACGUGACCUUCGUAAGCAGACCGUGUGCUUGGUGUCAGGGAAGGCAGGGUACUGGGGAGUAAUGGCCUGGAAGCUUCUCUUAAAUUUGAAGAUUUCAGGAAGUCCCAUUUGACAGAUUGCUUGGAACUGAAGAAGAAAAAAAUUUUCUUGGGCUAAGGGUGUGACUCAGUGGUAGAGGCUUACCAAAUUCAUGAGGCCCUGAUUCCAGCCCCAGUGCUAAAAUGAUGACAUCCUCAGGAAAGUAGGCCAAGGGCACCAUGAGCUGAGCAAUGAGGCCCUCUGGCGGCCACUGCACUUCCUGUCCCUUAAGGAGUCACCCAGAGAAGCUAGGUGACCUCACCUGUGGGUGUUUGUACCAGGAGUUGACACUUCUACCCUCAGAUUUUCACAAACUUGGGAAAUGGAAAUAGCUUGUAAUAAGUUUAUUCUUCUGACUUCUUGGGCAUUUGAUAGUUUAAAGUAUUAUAAAACAUUCCUCUUUUAUAGCAGCCAUCAAGAUUUGCCUUUCUACUGUUCAUAAAAGAAACUUUCUGAUAGACUUUAGUAAACUUUGUACUAAUAUGGUAGUAUAUAUAAAAUCACACUUUUUAAAAAAAAAUUUAGGUUGCUGAGCUGAAAGAGUGACCAGUUGUUAAAUACAGUGUAUUUAAUUCUCUCAAGCACUAUAGAAACACGUCAGUGAUCACAAGACUGGUCUUGGUCAGUAUGCUUUUCUCUCAACUAGCAUUACAGUCAAGACCAUCAAACGCAGUGCCUUGCUUUUUAACCAGUUUCCAAUAAAACGGUUUAAUGUUGUCUUUGUUCACUUCCUCAGGGCUCCCUUUCUGGGCAGGGUCACUGGGUUGGCUGGGGUGGGCAGGCUUCCGCGCCCAUCCUGUCUUGUGGGAGCCGCUCUGCACUAGACCUGGACACUGCAGCCCAAGGACUGAACCUGCGGUUGGGUUGGCCCUUAGUCGGGCCAGCAUGGGAAGGUCCUGUCUUGUCACUGUCUCUGCUCUGGCCUGUCCCACCCAAUGUUUUCCUUCUCCUUUGGUAUUGGACACAACUCGGAGACCUGUCUCUGCAGCCUGUGCUUGGCUCCUAUGUGCGGCGUGGCUGCAGACCAGUGCUAGUGCCUGUUCCUGUGCCUUCCCUCGUGGGAGCCACUGGGCUGGUCAGCCUUGUUUUCCAAGGACACAGCCUGGAAAUCCCAGUGACAUCCUCAGUUUAGGCUUUCAGAUUCCUUCACACAUGGGAAAGUGGUACAGAAAAUAGUCUGUGGCCAUCUAGAAAGAUCUAUUUAGACACUGCCUCUGAACUAAAUGGCCCAUCCGCAUGCGAGAAAUCUGAUGGACAUGCACCCUAGCCCCUUGUGCCUCCCCCAUGGUUUGUUUUUAAGGAUAACGCAGUGCGUUCGCCGAUAUCCUAACCGUCGCUUACUGUGAGCUCACCUAUCUUGUGUAACCACCCCAGUCCCGCAAAGUGGUACCGAGAGUACAAACAUCCCUCAUUCCUCCACGAGUCCCCCUCGGGCCUGCAGCACAGGGAUUCUGACCGUGCCAGCGGUUGCCAAGGGAAGCCCUGGAGCAACUCAUUGGGAACUCCGGCUGCGGAGCCCAGGGCUGCGUCCUGUUUCCCU